Messenger RNA from Linum tenue, 1416 nucleotides. The record is from the annotation of a GenBank genome assembly. Lineage: Eukaryota; Viridiplantae; Streptophyta; Magnoliopsida; Malpighiales; Linaceae.
AUGGCUGCUACUAAAAGCGCCCAUCCAAGGAAAAAUUACCACCCAACUGUGUGGGGUGACUUCUUCAUAACCCACGUCCCUGCAACUGAUGAGGUGGUGAACGGCUGGAAUGAAGAAAUCGAAGUCUUGAAGUCGAAUAUAAAGAAGAAGCUAUCAUAUCCAAUCAACCAUGUGCUGGAAAGGUUGAGGCUCAUUGACGCGGUGCAGCGAUUAGGCGUUGGUUAUCACUUUGAGAAAGAAAUAGAACAAGUCCUCAAACAAGUUCACGGAGACAGAAAUAUAUGGAGCGAUGAUGACGAUAAUGACCUCAACAGUGUUGCACUCCGUUUCAGACUGCUGAGGCAACACGGUUAUAACGUGUCAAGCGAUGUGUUCAACAAGUUCAGAUCUGGAAAAGAAGGGUUCAAGAAAGAGUUAACGGACGACAUUGAAGGCAUGUUGAACUUGUACGAAGCUGCAUAUUUUAGGACACGGGAAGAAAGCAUAUUAGGCGAAGCCAUCGAGUUCACAAAGGCUCACCUAAGAGCUAAAGUUGCAGAGAUGGAACCCCGUGUUGCUGAGAGAGUCAGCCGCGCUCUGGAAAGGCCUCUUCUCAAAGUCGUGGAAAGGGUUGAACACCUGUAUUUCACCUCUUCUGCGUAUGAACAUCUCGAGGGCCACGAUCCAGUCCUCCUCAAGCUGGCCAAGCUGAACUUCAAUCUCAACAAUGUAGCAAGGCUGUACAUGGAAGAAGAAAGGGCUUCUCAGUCCAACAAAGAUUUUGUGCCCACAGUGGAGGUGUACAGGCAGCUUUCUUCCUUGACCACUUGCUUCGAAUGGAUAGCUUUCUCCGUCCUCUGCGGAUUGGGCGAAUCGGUUCCUAGGAGUAACUUCGAAUGGUUAGCUUCUUCGCCCGAAAUCUUAAUCGCUUCGACCGACAUAUGUCGCCUCCAGGAUGACCUUGCUGACAACAUGAAAGAGCAAGAACUGGAAUAUUACAUGUCGUCCGUGGAAUGUUACAUGAAGCAGUAUGGCGUGUCGAGACAGGAGGCGGUGGAUGGACUGAAGGAGAUUGUGGAAGAGGACUGGAUGAUAAUUAACGAGGAGUUAUUGAUGAACGUACCUUCUCAUAUUUGUAAAAAACUUCCUCUGGUGUUCCUCAAUCUUGUGCGAUUUAUGGAUACAAUCUACAAGGAUUUUGAUGGCUACACACACUCCAGCACCAGGACCAAGGAUAUUCUCAUGGCUCUUCUUGUUACUCCCAUGGUCGUGUAAUUUCCUUUGAAAUGUUUUUGUACCUUAUGUAUCGGGUUGUGUCGCGUGUGCUUUUUGGAUUUAUAUCAUGUAUCCCGUUUCGUUUCAUCGGUUUCUUUCAGCUGGGUUCGAGUCCGAACAAUAAUAAAUACAUGUAAUUCUCUGAUUAAAUCUUUUACCCGA